AUGGUGAAGGCGGCAGUGGUGGCCGUACUGCUGAUGCAAUGCUGCGACGUGAUCCUCGCGGCGAGGCCAUUGCUGCAUGUGGCGGCAGGGGCGGACGGCGGGUGGCAGGGCGCCGUGAUAACAAUGGUAAUGCAAGUGCUAGACAAGGGGCCGCCGGGCGGCGCCGGCGCCCCCAACUGCGACUGGAGGAAUCCCGGGAACCCCGGCUGCCAGACCUAA
Miscanthus lutarioriparius is the source of this 219-nucleotide messenger RNA. The record is from the annotation of a GenBank genome assembly. Lineage: Eukaryota; Viridiplantae; Streptophyta; Magnoliopsida; Poales; Poaceae.